Gekko japonicus is the source of this 1390-nucleotide messenger RNA. It is a transcript of the gene BEND5, whose product is annotated as BEN domain containing 5. Gene Ontology annotation, biological process: negative regulation of DNA-templated transcription. Bases 140 to 1390 code for a protein of 416 amino acids. The transcript is spliced from 6 exons. The record is from RefSeq and is a predicted model, not a curated record. Gene Ontology annotation, molecular function: DNA binding. Lineage: Eukaryota; Metazoa; Chordata; Lepidosauria; Squamata; Gekkonidae.
AGGAACAAUAACAGAAGUGCUGGGGUUGAGGGAACCGAGCCGCGCCGGCCCCCUCCCUCAUCCCGACAGCCGGGCGGCCUGCCUUGCCGCUCUUGUUUUUGCAUUCCCUCUCACCCCCCCUCCCUCCCCGCGUUCCAUAAUGUAUGCCUUCGUGCGAUUUCUGGAGGACAACGUGUGCUAUGCGCUGCCCGUGUCGUGCGUGCAAAAUUUCAGCCCCAAAUCCCGGCUCGACUUCGACAACCAGAAGGUCUACACGGUCUACCGCAGCCCGGCCCACGACCCUGAGGACGGCGACGGCAGCCCCGGCGAGUGGGGAGAGCGGCCAUUGCUGCACAAGGCCCAGAUCUUAGCGCUGGCAGAAGAUAAAACAGACCUUGAAAACAGUGUGAUGCAAAAGAAAAUUAAAAUCCCCAAACUCUCGCUCAAUCACCUAGAAGAAACAGGGGAAACUGCAGAUUAUGGAGAUGAAGAUGUAGAACUUAGACACUGUAAGAGAAAAGAUGGAAGGAAGCAAAAUGAAGGCGCACACAAAAGCAUUGAAGCAGUUGUCGCACGCCUUGAAAAGCAGAAUGGAAUGAGUCUCAGUAGCAAUUCCAGUCCUGAGGCAACAUUUAUGGAGUCUUCAGAAAGGUUGAACAAUAUGGACGAUGCUGUAGUUCCUCGGGUUCUUUAUGAGGAAUUGUUAAGAAGUUACCAGCAGCAGCAGGAAGAAAUGAGACACAUUCAGCAAGAACUUGAGAGAACAAGGAGGCAGCUUGUUCAGCAAGCAAAAAAACUAAAGGAGUAUGGGACAUUAGUGUCAGAAAUGAAGGAACUCAGAGACUUAAACAGACGGCUACAGGAUGUACUGCUUCUAAGAUUAGGCAGUGGUCCUGCCAUAGAACUUGAAAAAGUUAAUCCAGAAUCUCUUGAUCCUGAACCUGAAGUACAGAAGACAUUCAGUGAGGAAGCAAACACAUCAACAUACUACCCUGCUGCUGUUCCAGUAAUGGACAAAUAUAUUCUUGAGAAUGGAAAGGUUCAUCUUGGCAGUGGCAUCUGGGUAGAUGGGGAGAAAUGGCACCAGCUGCAAGUAACGCAAGGAGAUUCAAAGUAUACAAAAAACUUAGCGGUUAUGAUCUGGGGAACAGAUGUUCUCAAGAAUAGAAGCGUCACAGGAGUUGCAACCAAAAAAAAGAAAGACGCUAUUCCUAAACCACCUCUGUCACCUCACAAAUUAAGCAUUGUCAGAGAAUGUUUGUAUGACCGGAUAGCACAAGAAACUGUGGAUGAAACUGAAAUUGCACAGAGACUCUCCAAAGUGAACAAGUACAUUUGUGAAAAAAUCAUGGAUAUCAAUAAAUCAUGUAAAAAUGAAGAAAAAAGAGAAGCAAAAUAUAAUUUGCAAUAA